This is a messenger RNA of Prunus armeniaca (apricot), 558 nucleotides long. Lineage: Eukaryota; Viridiplantae; Streptophyta; Magnoliopsida; Rosales; Rosaceae. The record is from the annotation of a GenBank genome assembly.
AUGGUUUCUCAAGACCAAAGUAAGGACUCUGGCUCGAAAAAAAAUGGAGGUAAGGAGCUUGGAAUGGUAACUCCUCAAGACAAGUCCUUGAAGAAGAUGAAGUUUGUUUCAUCUGCUGAGACAGAACCAGCUAGCACGACAACAAUUUUUGAGGAUUCAAAGUCAGGUCGAGGUAUAAGCACAAUGCCUUGUGUUGUGAAGAGAAAAUAUCAUAAAAUCAAGCCAGUUGUUGAGUACAAUAAAAGGGGGAAAGGAUGUGGCCCUGCACAUACUGAGAUGCAGUCUUACAUUGGUGUGUUGGCACGCUCCAGAGUCCCACUUGUGGACAAGAAAUGGGCUGAAAUCCCCAAGGAUAUAAAGGAGCAGAUUUGGGAAGCUGUUGACAUGGCUUUUGUGGUAGGUCAAGGGGGCAAGAACCUGGUGUUAUCUUCUGCUGCCAAGAAAUGGAAGGAUUUCAAGUCUACACUAACGAGGCAUUAUAUCCUUCCAUACAUCAAGGAGAGGGAGAAAUUAAGCCAACCCCCUGAACUAUAUAAAUUCAUAGAGAAAGCAGAAUAG